Schizosaccharomyces octosporus yFS286 is the source of this 2525-nucleotide messenger RNA. RefSeq names its product WD repeat/BOP1NT protein. The transcript has a single exon. The record is from RefSeq and is a predicted model, not a curated record. The coding region runs from base 81 to 2294 and encodes 737 amino acids. Gene Ontology annotation, biological process: ribosome biogenesis; maturation of LSU-rRNA from tricistronic rRNA transcript (SSU-rRNA, 5.8S rRNA, LSU-rRNA). Lineage: Eukaryota; Fungi; Ascomycota; Schizosaccharomycetes; Schizosaccharomycetales; Schizosaccharomycetaceae. Gene Ontology annotation, molecular function: ribonucleoprotein complex binding; protein binding. Gene Ontology annotation, cellular component: preribosome, large subunit precursor; PeBoW complex.
AAUUCUUUUUGCAAACUGUUGCAGAAAUACCGUAAACAUAUUGACAAAUCUAUGCUUUUUGAAACCUGCCCUUUUCCACAAUGCAGACUGGUUUGCAAAAGAGGAAGUCGCGUUCCAAACAAUUGGCAAAGGAUACCAAUGAAGAACGAAAUCUAAACAAUGUCGCCGAAAAAGUUUCAGGGGAGGCAGAUAAUGGAGAAGGUGAAAAUUCUUCACGAACGAAAUUAAAUGCUGAAAAUCAGGAUAGCGAAGAAGAGGAGGAAAUUCCUUCUAUUGAUGCAGAAAUUGAUGAUGAAAAUGAAAACGUAGAAGAGUCGCCAAGUGAUUUUAGCACUCCGGAAUUGUCCGAGGAUGAUUAUGAAAAUCCAGAAGAAGACGAAAAGGAGUUGGAUGACGAGAUUGAUGCUGGCUAUUCAUCCGACUCUUCUACUGAAGAAGGACCAGGAGGAUUAUACCCUUCUCCUGACGAUGAUAAUCUUUACAUAAAUUACGAUAUAGAUGGAAAGAAAAUCACGCGUCCUGCAACGCCGGCUGCGCUCGAUUCUUUAAUCUCAAGCAUCGAUAAAGACAAGGGAUGGACGGGUAUUGUCGACCCGAUGACAGGACAACCAGUGAACUUAACUACUGAAGAGCUUGGAUUAUUGAAACGUCUUGCUCAAUCCCAAGUUCCAGACGAAAGCUUCGACCCAUACCCAGACUAUGAUGAUUUCUUUACCAAAAAUGUUCAACUUACUCCGGUUUCUAGUGCACCUGAACCAAAAAGACGGUUUGCACCUUCCAAACAUGAAGAGAAACGUAUUUUGCAACUUGCUUACGCUAUUCGUAAAGGUCAUAUUAUGACACCUACUCAACGUACUGAGCAAGAGAAAGAGCAUAGGUCAGAGUUUGCUGACCGUGAUUUGUGGGCUGAUGACGAACAAGCUACAGUUAACAAACAACUUGAUUAUGCACCUGCUCCGAAGCUUCCCCCUCCAUCGCAUGAAGAGAGUUAUAAUCCUCCUGAAGAAUACCUCAAGAAGGAUUCUAAGAGAUAUCCUUCCUUGCGUCUCGUACCUGCUUACAGCAAUCUAAUUAAGGAACGCUUUGAAAGAUGUUUGGAUCUUUAUUUAGCACCCCGUGUUCGACGGUCUAAGUUGAACAUUGAUCCAGAAUCUCUUCUUCCCAAAUUACCUAGUCCUUCUGAAUUGCGUCCUUUCCCUACACGCUGCACUAACGUGUACAUUGGUCAUAAAGGUCGUGUACGUAGUAUUUCAGCACAUAAGGAUGGUAUCUGGUUAGCUAGUGGUGGUGACGAUGGCAUCUUGCGAGUCUGGGAGAUUCUUACUGGUCGUUGCGUUUGGAAAUGUGCUCUGGAUAGUUUUGGAAAUGUACGAGAUGCUGAAUCUGAUUCGGAAGACACCGAGAAGGCUAAUAAACCAUGCAUCAUCCAAUCUCUUGCUUGGGGUCCUCUUUCCGAGGUGCCAGUAUUGGCGGUUGGAGUCGAUGAAACUCUUUAUUUCAUUACUCCUCCUCUUUUCUCUCCCGAGCAAAUGGAAAACAGUAAGGAGCAUUUCACUUCGAACCCAUAUCAAGAAUCUAGUGCUGUUUGGCGAAGAGGUUCCAAAAAAUCAUCAAAUAUGAACGGUGCCAUUGUACAUGCGACUGUCAGUACUUCUUACUCUAUCAAGUCUUUAUCCUGGCAUCGCCGCGGUGAUUAUAUCGCUACAUGUUCUCCAAUUGCAUCUGGCCGUGCUGUACUUAUUCACCAGCUUUCAAGGGGAGCUAGUCAAUCACCUUUCUCGAAAUCUCGUGGCUCCGUUCAAGCCAUCGCUUUCCACCCAACUCAACCUUAUCUUCUGGUAGCUACCCAGCGAUAUGUUCGUAUUUACAAUCUUGUCAAGCAAGAACUUGUGAAAACGCUUCUCGCAGGUGUUAAGUGGAUUUCUAGUAUCAGUGUCCAUCCUAGUGGAGACCAUGUCAUUAUCGGAUCCUACGAUAAAAGACUCUGUUGGUUUGAUUUGGAUUUAUCUUCUAAGCCUUACAAGACACUUCGUUAUCAUACUCGUGCUGUUCGUGAUGUCUCUUACCAUCCUACAUUACCACUGUUCUCUUCUGCUUCGGACGAUGGCGAUGUUCAGGUCUUCCACGGACGUGUUUACAAUGAUUUGCUUGCUAGUCCUUUAAUUGUACCUCUCAAAAUUCUACGCAAUCAUAAAGUUGUUGAUAAUGUUGGAGUCCUUUCUAGUAGUUGGCAUCCCCGUGAGGCUUGGUUAUUCACUUCUGGUGCUAGUGGUGAAAUUAGAAUGUGGACUUAGUGUUUUUUCAAAUUACCGUUAAAUAUUUGGACAUAGAUUAAAAGUUUUGCCGGCGACGUCUAUAACUAAAACAAAAAAAAAAGAAAUAGCUUAGAUUAAAACUAGCAUAAUUGGUUUAGAUGAGUUAAAUGGGAUAUUUAAUAAGGAUUUUUGGGUCUUCACAAUUAACAAGUUUAUAUACAACUCGUUUGCAGUAGGCAUGAAUAAAAAUUUCAGAUGUUUUUGAUAAAA